AUGGAGAAUGGUUUGGGAAGCAUGAGGAAGGAAGAAUCUCUGGAGACCCAGCUCAAAGAGGCAACAUCGACAGAGAAAUGCGGCGUGCCCAACACGACAUUGCAGGCCAUAGCCACGGCCACCACCAUCAUGGAAGACUGUGACAUGGUCAUGAGCUUCAUCUGGAAGAUCCUUCAGGAGACGCAGGAAAAGGAGUGGCGACGCAUCGUCAAGACGAUGUCUUUGCUGGAGGUCAUCCUCGAGCGCGGCAGUGAACGGGCAAUCCAGGACAUACGGAGAGACCAGUGGAGAAUUCAGCAGUGGAAAGACUUCCGCUUCAUGGAAGAGGCCAAAGAUGUUGGGGCCGACAUCCGAUCGAAGGCUGCUGCCAUGUUGGAGACGCUGACAGAUGAGGAGUACCAGCAGAAGGAAAAGGAGAAUGCACAGAAGCUCUCGUCGGGAGCUCGCCUGCAGGUCUCUGAAGCGCGUUGUUCUCAAGAAGAAGAGCAGGCCGUCGUCCUGCCUUCCUGGGAGGAAACUGGUGGAAGAGCGGCCUCCUGA
Molecule: messenger RNA, 540 nt
Organism: Symbiodinium sp. CCMP2592
Lineage: Eukaryota; Dinophyceae; Suessiales; Symbiodiniaceae
Source: the annotation of a GenBank genome assembly